Molecule: messenger RNA, 1995 nt
Organism: Drosophila takahashii
Lineage: Eukaryota; Metazoa; Arthropoda; Insecta; Diptera; Drosophilidae
Source: RefSeq, a predicted model, not a curated record
UAUAGCAAUUGAUGGUUCAGGCCAAAUUAUCAGUCAAAGAUACCGACUUCAGACACAGUAGGUCCAUGAGUUACGAUGUAUGUAUCAGAUGAGCAUCGUUUUUAUCGAAAGGCGCGAAGAAAGUUUUCUUUCAAGACCUAUGGUCUAUUGUUCCUGUGGCUAAUUUUGGCUGUCAUCCAAUGGAUAGUAAUCGCUUUAGUAGAAGAUGCAAGGACAACUUUCCGGUUGUUAUACUACAUCUGUUUAGUGACCUUCGCACUGGCCAUCUUGAUAUUCGUUAUAUUCAUAUUUGUUGAGAAGCUGCGUUUUCUGAAAGGUCUUAAUUUUAUCAUGGCACUGAUUAUUGUGGAACUUCAGAUCAUAUCGACAUUUGCUCUAGUUGCUGUCAGUUGGUGGGCGGAUGUUCUUACCUUUUUCGCAGUGGCUGUCAUAUUAGUAGCGAUAUUCCUGCUUAUAGGAGUAUUUCUACCAGCAAAAAUGGAUCUCACCCUAGAUAUUGCGAUUCUAUUUAUAAUCGCAUUCAUUUUUCUGAUCGUCGCCAGCUUUGUGCUUUUAUUCGAACUGCUUGUCUGGAGAACAUCUCCCUAUUCCUAUUUAGUGGUGGAAUUAGCUGUAACUAUAACGAUUCUAGUGUUUGUGAUGUAUCAUGCGCAAACUAUCAAUGGAAAUCGAUUCGCUGAAAUGCGUCUGAAUGACUUUUUCCUGGGAUCUCUAAUUCUGUUCCACGACUUUCUCAUAAUUUUCUGGCUGACAUUCUACUGGCAAAUUUCGUUCAGACUCAUUACGCCUGAUUCCUGGAUAGAAACAUCUACCCCAUAUGAUUAUUACCUUACUUUAAAUGAUACCGCUAAUGGAGCUAAAAAUCUUGACAAUACAAACUGGAAUCAAGAAGAUUGGUUUACUAGAUCUUUUGAUGAUGAAUAUGAUGAAAUUGCAAGUAGUCGAGGAAAAGAUGGAAAUCGCAGAGAAUAUGGAAAUCGGAAACAUGAUGAAGAACCUAAUAAUAGGUAUUCAACUAAAGAUUGGUCAGUUUACAACCAAAGACCGAAAAAUGGAUUUAGAACUAGAGGGAGGUCACGAACUAAAGGUCCAGAACAAAAUGAUAUAUACCACGCCCAUCGAAAUCCUGAUGAUUGGGAUCCUGAAUUUAUUACACAAGGUACUGAUAAGGAAUUGCCAUUUGAUGAUCGCUUUGGCGAAAAGACAAAAGACCGUUCUGGAGAGUCAUAUAAUAAAGAAUAUCAACCACAUAAAGAGGACAUUGGACCGAGGGUGAAGGAAGUUGACAAGGAACUGUCCUUUGAUGUUCGUUUAGAUGACCAUGCAAAAGAUCGUUCUAAAGAGUCCAUUGAUAACCCAUAUCAAACCCCCAACUGGGAUAUUGAACCAAUCAUGAAGGAUGGUGAUGCUAAAGGAAAAUCGACAGCUGGCCUUGAUAAUCCAACUUUCGACUUUCCCUUGGCAGACUACCAACCAAAUGAUAAUCCUACAAUGGAUCCAAGAAACGAAAUUUUCACGUCUAGAGGCUCCCCAAAUAUAUAUGUAGUUCCCAAGGCAACACCAAUCGGUAAUCGUUUUGAAAACCCUUAUUUAUUAGGUUAUGAUUCGCAAAGCAAUAUUCAAAGUGAUAACCUGGAACUAUUUACUCGUUCUGAAGAAAAAAUCAUUGCAAAUCCCCAACAAAAUGAAAUUACAGGGAGUGGAUUCAACUUGCAGGGCGACGAAAUGCAGGGACAACAAUUUUCAGCAAGGAAGCCUAAUUUUAUUUCCGAAAAAGUGCCCGUGUGGGAAGAACUGAGCGAAGAUGAGAUGAGAAGAAUGUCGAAAAAGCAGAUUACGAAGCCUAAGGAUCGUCCGGUAGAACCUUUAAUUACAAGAGAGCCUUAUCCAAUAAACCUUCCAGACUAUGAGAAACUUGUAAUGAAUGGCAGUGCGAGCAUAUUGAUAUAAGCUCUUAAAGCCUUAGACAAUAUAUGAAUUAUUUUCCCCUAUAAA